Molecule: messenger RNA, 615 nt
Organism: Parnassius apollo (apollo)
Lineage: Eukaryota; Metazoa; Arthropoda; Insecta; Lepidoptera; Papilionidae
Source: the annotation of a GenBank genome assembly
AUGCUGAAAGUACGAAACUACGAUCUUGAUAUUAUAGUGAUAUAUAGACCGCCUCACACAAACAAACAACUGUUUGUAAAAGAACUGGAACGAGUAAUUCAACGAGUGCCGAUUAGUCGGGAUAUAAUCAUGUUCGGUGAUUACAAUAUUGAUAUUUUGGAAGAUAAAUUGGACCAUAUCGCCUGUAGUUAUCUUAAUAUGUUAUCAUCACGAGGAUUACAGUGUGGAAUUCAAGACAUAACCCGCGAGGCAGUGAGUGCGAAGCGACGGACGGCCACUUGCAUCGAUCAUGUGUUCGUUAGAACUGAGAGCGCGUCAGAGGUGCAAGCGUAUUUACUUACGAGUCCAUUAGCUGAUCAUUACCUAACGGGACUCACCGCUGUUAUAGGUAAGCGUAUGCCGCAAAAUGAAAAUACUGAUGAUGCUCAAAAUAAAGAAAAUACUGACAAUACUCAUACUAGUGACCAAUGUGGGAACCCUACCCAUACAAACCCAGAACCAAGUCUAUCAGAACCGCGAAAGAAAAGAAGUAAAAUUUCACAGCUGUCUACAAUAGUCAGUAGCAUGAAAGAUAUGCAAUACGAUUUAUCCAAAUCAGAAACAGUGGAAGAUUAA